Saccharomyces kudriavzevii IFO 1802 is the source of this 1146-nucleotide messenger RNA. RefSeq names its product Msn1p (gene MSN1). The transcript has a single exon. Gene Ontology annotation, biological process: positive regulation of ribosomal protein gene transcription by RNA polymerase II. Lineage: Eukaryota; Fungi; Ascomycota; Saccharomycetes; Saccharomycetales; Saccharomycetaceae. Gene Ontology annotation, molecular function: RNA polymerase II cis-regulatory region sequence-specific DNA binding; DNA-binding transcription factor activity, RNA polymerase II-specific. The coding region runs from base 1 to 1146 and encodes 381 amino acids. The record is from RefSeq and is a predicted model, not a curated record.
AUGUCAAGUAAUCAACAUAUAGGGACGUCAAACCUAAACGAGAAUGAGGCUAUGCUAACGAAUCGUGUUGUAGAACUGGAAAGGCGGAUGUCGAUGUUUGAAGGAAUCUUCCACGCGUUGAGUAAUCGUCUCGACCUUCACUUCAAAAAAUACGAUGUGGUGGUAAAUUCCCAACAGCAACAAAUUAACGAACUGACCGCCUUUCUAUCAACGUUACUGAAUGACCAGCAACGCCACGCUGAGAUUCUGAGUGAGAAACUGAGUGGAACGUUGCAUGGGGUGUCAGCUACAUCGAUAUCUUUGGGUCAGACCCUUGACCCGCAAGGCUUCACUGAUGGGCCUCCGGCACCGAGCGCUCAGAGGAACUACGGUUCAGUAUCUAUGAAUAAUGACGAAACUGGCAAUACACAAAAUGAAGGGUCCGUUAGCAAUGAGACGCUCUUCGAGGACAUUUUGAAUGGAAAUGCGCAAGAGAAUGAUAAGAAUCAACAACAGUCUAACAGUUCAAAUCCAAUAAACCAAGAAACCAGCGCCAACCCCCCCGUGGAUAGUCGAUUCAACAAGCCGCAGAAUUACAAUCCUAAUCUAGUCCCUUCUUUGGAGGGUUAUUCAGCGAACCCACCCAGUAAUGAUGGUGGCCAAAGUCAAGGUUUAUACAUAAGUAGCACGUCUUCGCAGUCUCAACAGUCUCCUAAUCUGCAGAAAAUUUCUCCAGAUCGUGAAAAUGCGGUGGAAUCGGAUGCACAAGAAAGCGUACCGACAUUUGAAGAGGAACAGUAUGAAACCAAAACGGGACUCAAGAGGAAGCGGAUAGUUUGUACAAGGCCAUUUGAAUUUAUUAAAUCACCGCAUUCAGUGAUGGAAGUAUGGAAGGAGUAUACUGAAGGCAUAAAUGGGCAGCCUUCUAUAAGGAAAAUGGAAGCUCUUUACCAAACAGCAUGGAGGCGAGAUCCAGCAGUGAAUAAAAGAUACUCGAGAAGAAAAGUUCUUUGGAAAGCCAUUCAAACUGGUCUCAACCGUGGGUAUUCCUUGAAUUAUGUUAUUGAAAUUUUAGAAAACUCAAGAUACGUUAACGAUAAACAAAAGGUUAAACAGCCCAUCGGUUGGUUAUGCCAUAGUUCUCAUAUUCCAGAAACUUUGAAGUAG